This is a messenger RNA of Erigeron canadensis, 2274 nucleotides long. RefSeq lists its product as uncharacterized. The record is from RefSeq and is a predicted model, not a curated record. Lineage: Eukaryota; Viridiplantae; Streptophyta; Magnoliopsida; Asterales; Asteraceae. The transcript is spliced from 5 exons. The coding region runs from base 1 to 2274 and encodes 757 amino acids.
AUGUACAGACUUGUGCAGAAUUUGAAAAGAUUGAAAAAGCCUCUUAAUAGAUUGAGCUGGAGUAAUGGAAAUUUGUUUGAGAAAGUAAAUAGUUUGAGGGAGAAUCUUAGGAAGGUUCAGGAUAUUUGUGAUAAAGAGCCAUGUAAUGCUGAGAUUAGAAAAGAAGCUGCAAAAGUUUUGAAUGAGUAUGUUGAAGCAAAAAGUGAAGGAAAUAGGUAUGAAGGGGAAGGGGUGGCUGCACAAUUUGUUGCUCAUUUUGAGAAUUUUCUUGGGAAAACAUUGCCUGUGGAACCUCUAAUGGAAGGUUUAUUUAAGAAUGUGCUAAAUACUGAGGAAGCUAAUGAAAUGGUGAGAUGUGUGACUGAUGAAGAAAUUAAAGAAGCAAUGUUUGAGAUUGAUAGUAAUAAGGCUUCUGGCCCUGAUGGAUACACCUCUGGUUUUUUUAAGAAGGCUUGGGUGGUGAUUGGUAAGGAUGUAUGUAAUGCUGUUAGGGAAUUUUUUAUUAAUGGUAAGCUGCUUGGGGAAGUAAAUGCAACUUUAGUAGCCUUAAUUCCUAAUAUUACUACCCCUAAUAAGGUAUCAGACUUUAGACCUAUAGCUUGUUGCAAUGUUAUCUACAAAUGCAUAAGUAAGAUUCUAACUAAAAGAAUUCAGAAUGUGCUUGGAAAGAUUGUUCAUAUUAUUCAAAGUUCAUUUGUGCUUGGAAGACACAUUCAAGAUAACAUUUUGAUUGCACAAGAAUUGUUGAGGGGGUAUAACAGGAAGUAUGGACCAAGGAGAUGUGCUAUGCAAAUUGAUAUACAAAAAGCAUAUGACACUAUUCUAAGGAAUUCAAGUAUCAUUUUGGGUGUAAGGUGUUGUGCUGAUGAUUUGUUAGUUUUGUGUAAAGGGGAUGUUGCUUCUGUUAAGGUAGUUAAGCAAAGUCUGGAUGAUUUCUCCAAGGUUUCUGGUUUAAUUCCUAACUUGGGUAAAAGUGUUAUAUUUUUUGGAAGCAUGGCUGAAAGGGAUAAAGCUGAGAUAUUACAAAUUAUGCCUUUUAAAUGUGGGAAGCUUCCUGUUAGAUAUUUGGGGGUGCCAUUACUUGCUAAGAAAUUGAGUGUUGCAGACUGUAGAAUUCUCAUUGAUAGAAUUAAGAGUAGAAUUGAUUGCUGGAGGAAUAAAACUUUAUCCUAUGCUGGUAGAAUUCAAUUGAUAUCUUCAGUUUUAGCCUCAAUGCAAGUUUAUUGGGCUUCAGUGUACAUGAUACCUAAUACUGUGAUCAAAGAAUUGAGAAAGUUUUCAAAAGUUUUCUAUGGAAUUCUGGGGAAUCUGCUAAAGUUUUGGAAAAUAGUAGAGGAUAAAGAUUCACUUUGGGCUAAAUGGGUUAAUGUGGUAAAAUUAAAAAAUUCUAAUGUUUGGGUUGUUUCAGUUGAUAAACAGGAUAGUUGGGGAUGGAAAGUAAUGAUGGAUUUAAGAGAUAAAAUUAGAGGUUUUGUUAGAUAUGAAGUUGGUAAUGGUAGGAGAAUUUCUUUGUGGUAUGAUAGGUGGUGUACAGUUGGUCCUUUGUGUGAUCAAAUUACAAGAAGAACUAUUUUUGAAGGUAAAUUUAGAGAUAAUAUGACAGUUGCAAAUAUGAUUAUUGAUGGAAAAUGGAGGUGGCCAGAGGAUUGGUUAAAUAAAUAUGAGUUCUUGAGAGAUAUUGAGUUCUGUACAAAUCAAGUUUGGAAAGAUUUGAGACCUGAUUGGGAAAAGGUAGUUUGGAAGAAUGUUGUUUGGUUUAGUCAUAUGGUGCCAAGGCAUGCAUUUAUCUUGUGGUUGGCAGUUCAGAGAAAGUUGAUGACUCAAGAUAGAAUAAUGAAAUGGCAGACUAAUGGGGAUUUUACAUGUCCUCUGUGUCAAAGAGGAGUUGAUAGUCAUGAACACUUGUUCUUUCAAUGUGAGUAUGCAAUGCAAGUGUGGAAGAAUAUUACAGAUAACUCUCCUAUAUUAAGUGGCAGUAUAGGGAUGUUUGAUGUAAUUGAGAAAAUUGCAGCAAUGAAAACCCAGAAUAAUCUUGCAGUUAUUGUUAGCAAAUUGGUCCUGGCUGCAUCUGUCUAUUUUGUGUGGCAGGAAAGGAAUUUGAGAAACUUUAAGAAGGAAGAGAGAAGUGUAGAAACUUUGUGCAGAAUAAUAAAGGAUAAUGUAAGGCAUAAAAUGAUGUCAAUUAGUGUUAAAAACACUAUGAAGGUAAGCAAUAUUGCUAAAGGAUGGAACUUGAGAUGGAGUAAUAACUCUCUGGUUGCUAUUGAAGAUUAA